AUGUCUAGUUCUCCGCGACGAUGGCUCUUCGUGGUCUUUCCGAUCCUUAUAUUCUGCAUCAUAUACUACCUCUUUCGAUUGCCUGAAUCCAACCCGACAAUCGUGAACAACCCAGAACAAAUUCCUCAAGCGGGAGGAGAAACAAUUGUGGUAGGGGAGGGGACAAGUCCUCCUCUAAUUUCCCCUCCUAAAGAGGAGACAGUGGAGGAGAAAUGUGGCCAUUUACUACACGCACUCGACGAUGUCAUGGUCAUCAUCAAAACCGGUGCGACCGAAUCCCUUGAAAAGGUCCCCAUCCACCUCCGCACCACGCUGAAAUGCGUCCCGCACUUUGCCAUAUUCUCCGACUACGAAGAAACUAUCGAUGGUGUCCGCACGUAUGACGUCCUCCGCAACAUCAGCGAGGCAACAAUGAAUAAUGAACCCGAAUUCGGCAUCUACCGCCGUCUUCAAGAGGUCGGACGUGAAGGCUUGACGGACGCAGAAUGGGGCGACGACACAAACGGCCCACUAGGCAAGGUCAAUAACCCAGGAUGGAAGCUCGAUAAAUGGAAGUUCCUCCCAAUGAUCGACAAUGCACUAGAAGUCAUGCCCGAUGCCAAGUGGUACGUCUUCCUCGAAGCCGACACCUACAUGGUGUGGCCGAACCUGAUCGGCUGGCUGGCACACCUCAACCCAGAUCGACAUUACUACCUAGGAAGCCCCAUGCAAAUCGGCGAAACACUCUUCGGCUACGGCGGGGCGGGCAUUGUCCUCUCACGCUGGACGAUGAGCCUCCUGCACGAAUACCAGAUGCGGGCAAAGGAAGAUCUCGAAGCGAUGACGGCACACGAGUGGGCUGGCGACUGCGCGCUGGCGCGAGCGCUCCACGACGUGCACGUCGAUCUGGUUUGGGCCUGGCCGAUGAUGAUGACGUCACGGCCGUGGGAAAUCGACCAUUUCUCCGAGGGAUACGGGCGGCAACCGUGGUGUUACCCUGCUAUCUCAUACCACCACAUGGCGCCCAAGGAUAUCGAGAAGAUGUGGGAGUUUGACCAGGCGUUCUUUGCUAGUGGGAAGAACGCGCUCAUGCUGCAUGCAGACGUUUACCAGAAACUUGUCUACGAUGGGACUUGCUCGGCGCGCGACGAUUGGGACAACCUCUCAGGGAUCAAGAUUGAUUUUGCAGCUGGCACGAUUCCUACGUUGGAUGCUUGUGCAGAGGUCUGUGGGCACAACAACGACUGCUUACAGUAUUCGUUUAAUCACGCCGAGGGUGUUUGUAAACACGCGUCUACUACCUUUGCGGGUGUUGCUACCAAUGGCACGCAGUCUGGUUGGAUUACACCUCGUGUGAACAAACUCCUCAAGGCAUUCCAGUCUUCAUGCAAUGAGGUGCAAUAUGUAUUGGAUUGA
Messenger RNA from Penicillium roqueforti, 1395 nucleotides. RefSeq lists its product as uncharacterized. The record is from RefSeq and is a predicted model, not a curated record. The transcript has a single exon. Lineage: Eukaryota; Fungi; Ascomycota; Eurotiomycetes; Eurotiales; Aspergillaceae. Bases 1 to 1395 code for a protein of 464 amino acids.